This is a messenger RNA of Paramuricea clavata, 981 nucleotides long. The record is from the annotation of a GenBank genome assembly. NCBI's taxonomy places the organism in Eukaryota, Metazoa, Cnidaria, Anthozoa, Malacalcyonacea, Plexauridae.
GCUUUCGUUAUGCCUGGCUCAACAAAUUUCAGAAGUUGAUCGAAGAAAAAUCGACUCAAAAUUCCUCUGUUCGAAAUGUGAGCUGUUGCUGAAUGAACCGAUGCAAACCCCAUGUGGACAUUUGUUGUGUAAAAGCUGUCUUCAAGUUAUUUUGAGGUAAUUUUGAGGUCGUUAUAUAUUUGUUGGUUAGUAAUGGUUACGGACUGCUGUCUUGCAUAUGCCUCAGAGUCAGUUCAUAUAGACAUUGCGGAAGUCGAUUGCUUACUCGGCGACUUUCACACGGUUCAGCGUUCACGUUGGUAAAUAUGUAUUGUGUUUUAUGAAACCUGACAAAGGACCUUCGCUUAACACACACGGCGGAAUGAUUUUGCAACCGUCCUAAAAUUUACACGAUGAAUUCGAGAACAGCCGCUAACCAUAUAUACAAUUCCGGUCGGAUCUCAUGUAAUAGACCCGUCAACGUUGUCAUUUCGAACGCAACGUUAAACUAAGAUGUUCAUUAUAGGCUAUAUUAUAGAUCAAAAUUGCCGGAAAAAAUGUCCAUCCAAUCAGUUGGAAUGCAUGAAAAAUUUUAUUCUACUUGACAGAGAUCCCACCUAGCGCAAAGUGAGAUCUCACCUAUAGCCAGUGAGAUCUCGUUUCUGGCUCGUUUUUUUCUCGUUUUUUUCUCUGGCUCGUUUCUCAUAUGAACACAAAUUGAAUUUUAUAUGCGUUACAAAGGCCAUGCAGAUUUCACUCAGGUGAGUUUCCCCGGGUUAUAGCUGCAUGCUCUCAUAUAUGAGCAGACCCAAAACCUUCUGAACUUGUGGACCGCGAACGAAUUUGCGUAGGUCUCACCCGAACAUAUAGUCCUCAUCGAAUAUACCGUACUACGCAAAUGUUUUGUCAUUAUUACAUUAAACAAACUAACUUUUAUCUUUCACUUUCAGUCAUGCCAAUCCAGUCUGCCCAAAAGAUGGAACCUCACUUAAUGAGAAUAGU